Molecule: messenger RNA, 3023 nt
Organism: Chionomys nivalis (European snow vole)
Lineage: Eukaryota; Metazoa; Chordata; Mammalia; Rodentia; Cricetidae
Product: probable G-protein coupled receptor 141
Exons: 1
Coding region: 177-1094 (305 amino acids)
Biological process (GO): G protein-coupled receptor signaling pathway
Cellular component (GO): membrane
Molecular function (GO): G protein-coupled receptor activity; oxysterol binding
Source: RefSeq, a predicted model, not a curated record
CGACUACAAAUAUGAAGGCAGUAUUAUCUUCAUUCUGUAAGCAUAGAAGUCUAAUACCAUGAAAACAGAUAAACUACAGAGCCACCUUCUCAGUGUACUAGAAGAGCUGUGGACAACGGUCAGGAAGUUCGUCCAGGUACAUUGGUGUUUUUGCUUUUGCAGGCAAUGUUGAAAGAAUGGACAAACAAAAUACCUCCGAGAGUUCCUCUUGUGAUCACAUAGUGGCCCAUCAUUUGAUCCCGCUUUACUUCCUAGUGCUCAUUGGCGGCCUGGUAGGUGUCAUCUCCAUCCUGUUCUUGCUGGUGAAAAUGAACUCACGUUCAGUGACCACCAUGGCAGUCAUUAACCUAGUGGUGGUCCAUGGGUUAUUCCUGCUGACUGUGCCUUUCCGUGUGGCAUACCUCAUCAAGGGGACUUGGACAUUUGGAUUGCCUUUCUGCAAGUUUGUGAGUGCCAUGCUGCAUAUCCACAUGUACCUCACCUUCCUCUUCUACGUGGUGAUCCUGGUCAUCAGGUACCUCAUCUUCUUCAAGCGCAGAGACAAAGUAGAAUUCUAUAGAAAACUGCAUGCAGUUGCUGCCAGUACUGCUAUGUGGCUUUUGGUGAUUGUCAUUGUGGUACCCCUGGUGGUUUCUCAGUAUGGAAAUAAUGAAGAAUACAAUGAACAACACUGCUUUAGAUUCCAUAAAGAACUUGUCCGUGAUUAUGUACAAGUUGUCAACUAUAUGAUAGUCAUUAUUGUCAUAACCAUUGCAAUGGUUCUCUUGGGUAUCCAAGUCUUCAUCACACUGUCCAUGGUGCGGAAGCUUCGCCACUCCUUACUAUCCCACCAGGAGUUCUGGGCUCAAUUGAAAAAUCUGUUUUUUAUAGGCAUAAUCUUCAUUUGUUUUCUUCCCUACCAGUUCUUUAGGAUUUAUUACUUGUAUGCAGUGACACAUUCCAAGAACUGUGAAGACAAAGUUGCAUUUUACAACGAAAUUUUCUUAAGCACAACAGCAAUCAGCUGCUAUGAUUUACUGCUCUUUGUCCUUGGAGGAAGCCACUGGGUUAAGCAAAAGAUUAUUGACCUAUGGAAUUGCCUUUUAUGCCGUUAGCCAAACUACAGUGUUUAUUACUUUCUGUUGGGAAUAAGAAUAAGCAAGGAAGGUAAGAAUGGCUUUGCAUUGCUUGAUCAAAACCUUGCCUUGGCCCAGACAAAGAAAAGGGCUAAAAAUUAUCUAAGUGCUCUCUGUAGUUUGUAAAAGAUGUCCUUGCAAAAAUGAGUUGUGGUAAACCUAUGUGGAAUUGCAGUUGUGACUGCUUAGCCAAACCAGAAAACAUAGGUCUGCUGGAUGCUGGAGUUUUAUUAGGGCCUGGUGACUUCCAUGGGUUUGAAACAUGGUUCCCCUCUCCAGGCUUUUUGCGGCAACUCGGUAAAGAAGAGUUAUUUUCAUCCCACUUCUCCUUCCCAAGGUUAACCCUGGUCAUCAAACAGCUUCAAAUGGAAACAACUCUGUUGUUUAACAGACAAGUUGAUACAGUCAACACACACACACACACACACUCACAUUCUGACAAAACAAUCAGAAAAAUGGAGGAGUAAGAAACUUUUCUGUAUCAUCCUAACUUUGGAGGAAAUGUCUAAACUUCUGCGUUAAUAAGUUUUUCUAUCUUUGCCCUUCUAAAGGUUAUGUUAAAGGACAUGGGUAAUGAACUACCAUCAGUCACACUGUCUGAAAAUUCUUCGUAACCUUAUUAAGAUGCCUAAGUAAUGGUGAAAGUCCUGCUCACAGUGAAAUGAACAGCAAUGCAGGAUAAUCAACCUUGUUUUCUUUUCUUGUUCUUUGAAAUAAUUUUUAUGUCUUUGGCCACAGUUAAUGCAUUUUUCCCCAUUUGAAGAUAAAACGUUAUACUGUAUUCUUUAAGUUCACUCCAGUCUUAAAAUUAUAUAUUUUAAAUAAAUAAAACCUAUAUUUUUGAGCAAAAAGAACUCUGAGGGAAAAUAUAGAAUUGUCCUUGUUAGAAUAUAUGAAAUUAGAAUGUAUUAAGAGAGCUUUGAGCUUUAGAAAACAUUUGGAAAUGAAUGUAUAAAUAUUCUGGGAAGUAUUACCAUUCCAUCCUUUACAAUAUUAAAUCAUAUGAUAGCUUCACCAGAUUCUUAGUAGUGUUUUGCAAUUUGGUUCAUAAUUUGUGACAUACGGCAUAUUUAACUGCAUUAAACUUUUAUUUGAAGAACAAUUCCUGACUGAGUUCACAUACAGGCUUAUGUUUGGAGUUAAUUGCCUUUGGUUUCGUUUUGCCUUUUCCUCUUAUUCAUGCUCAUGCCUCCCUCAGUCUCACGAUCUGAGAGUUUUCAGGGCACUGACCACGUCCAUAUUUAAGGCUUCGGAAACCUGAAGUCAUUAGUGGUCUGAGCAGGACAGGAGAGUCCCAGGGCGCUUUUUCCCAGAAGGGACAUCCUGACAUCUACAAGCCUUUUCCUUAGUUGCUGCUGUUCCAUGGAUCCCAGCUUCUUCUGAGGGACAAGCAGUGCCCUGGGAGGCUCUGGUUUCGGUGAAAUUACCAAAGCAUAACAGCUAAUCCUAAAGAAAAAUAUGUAGCAAUCAUUGCCAAUGUGACUGUUUCUAACUUUUUCUCUUGAAAAUUUCAACUCUCCAUUCCCAUCUCCCCUUUAAAAACAUUUCUUCCAUUUAUUACUUGUUUUCUGUUCUCAUUUAUUUUCUAAGUUUUUUCCCUCACUUUGACUCAUAAAGUUUGGAAAAUCAUUGCUUAUACCCAUAAACAUUUUCAGGAAAUUUGUAACAUCCACAAAACGAAUAAGAAAACAAAGAUAGAAUAAAAUAUUUAGAAUAAGCUUUCCUUGAGAGAGUUUCCUACGGGCUUUCUCCUUGUGGAUACUGUAAGUAUAGACUGUACAUCAUACUUUUAUAGAGUGGAUUAUAUCUUUUAGACUUUAGAUAUGCUGAUGCAAAGCAGUUACGUUUUUCUCAAUAUUAUAAUAAGGGGCCCAUCUAUUUCUAUUGGUCUAUAUAUAGAAUUGUUAU